Messenger RNA from Prunus dulcis (almond), 1256 nucleotides. Its product is annotated as pectinesterase inhibitor 10. NCBI's taxonomy places the organism in Eukaryota, Viridiplantae, Streptophyta, Magnoliopsida, Rosales, Rosaceae. The record is from RefSeq and is a predicted model, not a curated record. Gene Ontology annotation, biological process: negative regulation of catalytic activity. The transcript has a single exon. Gene Ontology annotation, molecular function: enzyme inhibitor activity. The coding region runs from base 31 to 1008 and encodes 325 amino acids.
AAACCAAGCUAAUGGGAGUCCUCUGCAUGAAUGACCAACCAAACCAACUCCCAACAUAAAUCUCCUUUCAAAAGCUCUCAUUCCUUCAUUUUCUUCUCUUUUAGUUUCUCCCACCCUGCAAACAACUCAGAAACAACAAUGGAGCCAAAGUACUAUACUCAAUCACCUCUCAUCAUCUUAUUUUUCUUCCUCUUUUGCUUCAACUUUGCACAAGCCGUUUGCAAGCCUCGGAAUUUAAAUUUAAGGUACCUAACUAUUCCCUCUACAUCACCAAAUUCUCCUUCAAACUCGCAGCCGGCUAUGUCCCCUACUAAGCCACAGCCGGGUCAAUUCUUCCCUUCAUGGCGCCCAACAGGUCCUCCACCAAGCCGUACUGCAUCAGCCCCAAACCCUUCUUCACAGCCUCCAGAAAAACCACCUCCUGCUGGCAAUUCUAUGUCUCCUUCACCUUCCUCCACAUCCUUUCUUCGCCACCCUUCUGAUAAUCCCAAAGACAGCCCGCGCAGCAACCUCUUCACACAAUCUACAUAUCCCAAAUCAGCUUCAUCUUUUGUCCCACCUAACCCAGCAAUCCAACAAAUAUGCAAAAACACUGACUACCCUGAUAUGUGCGUCUCAUCUGUGGCCCCUUUCCUACCAUUAGUACCCAAGCUGGACCCUGUAGCUGUGCUUGAGAUGACAAUCAAGGCAGCCACGACGCAUGCCAAGUUGUCGCUAGCCGCGGCCUCAAAACUUGUGCUGAUGAAUAACAUUGCCCGUGGCACAGCCGCUGCGCUCAGUGAUUGCAAGGACAUGUACGGUGAUGCCUUGGAUGGCCUUCAGAGUGCAAUGGAUGCAAUCCAGAGCCGUGACAUUGGCACGAUCAAUAGCAUGCUCAGCGGGGUGGUGACAGAUGCUGUGACAUGCGGGGAUGGGUUUGAAGGAGAGAAUUCUCCGUUAGGGGAUUAUGAUGACAAGCUUCACAAGAUGGCCAGCAAUUGCCUUGCCAUUGCUUCCUUGAUCAAGUGAUCAUGAUAUAUAAAUCUUCAAUUGCUUCCAUUUUGCUUUUGUGCUGUCUCUUUUAAUUUGUAAAAGAGAAACAUAAAAUAUAUAUAGCUAGACAAUUGGGAAGAGUAGAUGUAGGAAUAUGUUAAACAAGUACCAGCAUGUAUCAUUUGGAAUUACUUGUAUAGACAUAUAUAUACUUGGUUAUGAAAGAAUGUUAUGCAAAUACUCAUAAAUUUGCAUCUUUGCAUUCAAACCAAGGAUUUUGAAUA